This is a messenger RNA of Hyla sarda, 771 nucleotides long. It is a transcript of the gene MYF5, whose product is annotated as myogenic factor 5. The record is from RefSeq and is a predicted model, not a curated record. Bases 1 to 771 code for a protein of 256 amino acids. Gene Ontology annotation, molecular function: DNA-binding transcription factor activity, RNA polymerase II-specific; protein dimerization activity; RNA polymerase II cis-regulatory region sequence-specific DNA binding. Gene Ontology annotation, biological process: regulation of transcription by RNA polymerase II; positive regulation of myoblast differentiation; muscle organ development. NCBI's taxonomy places the organism in Eukaryota, Metazoa, Chordata, Amphibia, Anura, Hylidae. The transcript has 3 exons.
AUGGAAAUGGUAGACAGUUGCCAUUUUUCCCCAUCAGAAUUCUUCUAUGACAGUUCAUGCAUCCCUUCUCCAGAGGAGGAAUUUACAGAUGACUUUGAGCAUGGGAUGUCUGUCUUUGGAGCACACACAAAAGCCUUCCAGGAAUCAGAUGAAGAAGAGCAUGUGAGAGCACCCACCGGUCAUCACCAAGCUGGUCACUGUCUCAUGUGGGCAUGCAAAGCCUGCAAAAGAAAGUCUUCUACAAUGGACAGAAGAAAGGCAGCCACCAUGAGGGAGAGGAGGAGGCUGAAGAAAGUCAACCAUGCAUUUGAAACGUUGAAAAGAUGUACCACUACAAACCCCAACCAAAGACUGCCCAAGGUGGAAAUCUUAAGAAAUGCCAUCAAGUACAUAGAGAGCCUCCAAGACUUACUAAGAGAACAAGUAGAGAGUUACUACAGUCUCCCAGGACAAAGCAGCUCUGAACCUAAUAGCCCAGUGUCCAGCUGCUCAGAUGGCAUGAUGGAAUGCAGUAGCCCCCAAUGGUCCAGGAGGAAUAACAGUUUCGAAAAUACCUACUGCUCUGACUUACCAACAUCAUUUGCUACAAACAAACUCUCAGCACUAUCCAGCCUAGACUGCCUGUCUAACAUAGUGGAUCGAAUCACCUCCACUGAGCAAUGCGUUCUUCCUCUUCAUGACUCCAGCUCCUCUUCUCCCACCAACAGCACUGAUUCUAUGCCCAGUACCCCAGAAACCACAGAUUCCCGACCUAUUUACCACGUGCUCUAA